AUGAGAAACUGUGAUGCUCCUGGUAGCAGCUCUGCAGCACGGACCUGUUCUUCUCCCAAAAUUCCAAGCUCUCUGCAGCCCAACGAACUGGAUAAGCACGACGAUCCGAAUAGAUCGAACGACCUGGACCUGCCCGAAGACCUCGACAAGAACGACAACUCGAAUGGGCCCGAUGAUCUAAACAGGCGCAACGACCCGAACAGGCUCGAUAACACGGACGGGCCGGAAAACCCGGACGACCCAGAUGGGCCUGACAACCAGGAUAAACCCGACAACACGGAUAAGCCCAACGACCUGGAUGGGCUCGACGACCCAGACGGGCCCGAAAACCCAUAUGGACCUGACAACCUGGACACGCCUGAUGACCCAGACAUGCCUGACAACACAGACAGGUCCGACGUUUCGGAUGGGUCCGAAUACCCGGACGGGCCCGACGACCUGAACAGGCCCUACGAUCUAAACGGGUCCAACGAAUCGGGCGGGUCUAACGACCCAAAAGGGCCCAUCGAUCCGAAUAAGCCCGACGAUAAGGACAAGCACGACGAUCAGAACAGGCCCAACGACCCGAACGGGCCCUACGACAUAGACGGGCCUGGCGACCCAGAUAGAGUAGACGACACGGACGGGCCCUACGACCUAGAUGGGCCCAACGACCGGGACGGGCCCAACGAUCCUAACGGGCCCGACGACCCUGACAUGCCCAACGAUGCGACAGGCCCAAUGACCCAAUCGCGCCCGAUGAUCCAGACAGGCCCAACUACACGAAUGGGCCCGACGAUCCGAAGGGGCCCGACGAUCCGAAGGCAAAACGAACUGGAUAAGCACGACGACCCGAAGAGAUCGAACGACCCGAACCUGCACAAAUACCUCGACAAGAACGACGACUCGAAUGGGCCCGAUGAUCCAAACAAGCCCAAUGACCUGAACGAGCCCGACGACUUGGACGACAUGGAAGGGCCAGACAACCCGAACGACCCAGAUGGUCCUGACAACCAAGAUAAACCCGACAACACGGACAAGCCUGACGACAUGGACGGGUCCAACAACCCAGACGGGCUCGAAUCCCAAAUGGGCUAG
Vigna unguiculata (cowpea) is the source of this 1077-nucleotide messenger RNA. NCBI's taxonomy places the organism in Eukaryota, Viridiplantae, Streptophyta, Magnoliopsida, Fabales, Fabaceae. The record is from RefSeq and is a predicted model, not a curated record.